Molecule: messenger RNA, 10871 nt
Organism: Python bivittatus (Burmese python)
Lineage: Eukaryota; Metazoa; Chordata; Lepidosauria; Squamata; Pythonidae
Gene: ABTB1
Product: ankyrin repeat and BTB domain containing 1
Cellular component (GO): cytoplasm; ubiquitin ligase complex
Molecular function (GO): protein binding
Source: RefSeq, a predicted model, not a curated record
GACUGCCGUCCGGCUCGCCUUUCAACGGGGCGGGCGAGGCGCAGCACUUCCCGCCGCGAGGUCCAGCGUCCUGCAAACCCGGCGAGAGGGGCGGGCCUACGUGCAGCCGCGUCCCGGGAGGAGAGCGCGGGGCCGGCCUUGGCAGGCUCAGGCCCUGCCGUCGUGUUUACAUCCGUCCCGCUCGGGCGGCCUCCUCGGCCCCCUCCCCGAAGCAGCCUUCGCUCCCUCCAGGCCGGGCCAAUGCGGCGCUUUUCGCCGGGCCAUGGACACCAGCGACCUCUUCACCAGCUGCAAGAAGGGCGACGUAUGUCGCGUGCGAUACCUUCUUGAACAGAGAGAUGUUGAAAUCAAUGUCCGAGACAAAUGGGACAGUACCCCUUUAUAUUAUGCUUGUCUCUGUGGACAUGAAGAGCUUGUGCAAUAUCUUCUAGCCAAUGGUGCAAAAUGUGAAGCAAACACCUUUGAUGGUGAGCGUUGCUUAUAUGGAGCUCUGAGUGAUACUAUCCGGCGGGUGUUGAAGGAGUAUAAGCAGAUCACAGCAAAGUGCAUGAAGAGGGACUACUAUGAUGCCUUUCUUCAGCGGCUUCUAGAACAGGGUUACCACAGUGACAUUGUUUUUAUUGUUCACGGGAAGACUUUCUGUGCCCAUCGCUGUGUACUUGGUGCCCGGAGUGCUUAUUUUGCAGAAAUGUUUGAGACCAAGUGGAAGGGGAAGAAUGUCAUAGCACUGAAACAUCCACUGAUCAACCCAGCAGCCUUUAGUUCCCUUCUACAAUACCUCUAUACAGGCCGUUUAGACCUAGAUGUAGAAUAUGUGAAUGACUGUAAGAGAUUGGCCAAGCAAUGUCAGCUCCAGGAUCUCAUUGAAGACUUGGAAACCAAAUGUAAAAAGGUGUAUGAAUUUGUUUCUUCCAAGCCAGGGACCUGUGUAAAGGUGCUGACAAUUGAACCAUCAGGUAAUUCACGGUUGCAGGAAGACCUGGCUCUGCUAGCAGAGUGUGCCUUGCCGGCUGAAUUCAGGGUAGGUUUUGGAGAGUUGCCUUUUGAUAGCACCGACAGCUUCAGUAGUUAUCCUGAUCUGUGUUUCCGAGUGUCAAAUUACAGUUUCCUGUGUCACAAGGCAUUUUUCUGUGGCCGAAGUGACUAUUUCAAAGCCCUUUUGAAGGACCACUUCUCGGAGAGUGAGGAGCUACAGACCCAACCCAGUAUCCCUGUGGUGACCCUUCAUGACAUUUCGGAGGAGAUAUUCAUCAGAGUUCUUUAUUACAUCUAUAGUGAUGACACAGAGUUGUCUCCUGAAAAUGCCUAUGAAGUGCUUUGUGUCGCCGAUAUGUACCUGUUGCCUGGCCUCAAGCGCCUGUGUGGGAGAACUUUGGCACAGGUUCUUGAUGAGGACAAUGUUGUCAGCAUCUGGAAGAUUGCAAAGCUAUUCCAGCUGAUCCGGUUGGAAGAUCAGUGCACAGAGUAUAUGGCCAAGAUAAUUGAGAAGUUAGUGGAGUUUGAGGAAUUUGCAGCAGCGGUGAAAGAGAAUGCUGACGCAGUGGAGGAACGGCAGGAGACAGACUCUAUUCCUCUUGUGGACGACAUCCGUUUUCACAUAACCAGCAAUGUUCAAACUUACAGUGCAAUUGAAGAAGCUAACCAAAAAUUGGAAGCUCUGGAUAACCUUUUGGCUAGCAUAGGACUUGAAUGUUAAUCUGGGAUAUUUUCUUGUGUAACUAUAUGAAGUAUCAGUUCAGAGUUAAUUUCUGCAAUUCACAUAUUUUUCUCUCUCUUUGAAUUUUCUCAUUUCUUCAUGCUUUAAAUAAGUUUUCCCCCUUUUUUAUCUUACUGACUACUGUAUCUGGAUUUUUUUUUCUUCUUCCAAGAAGCAGGUCCCCAGAAGAAUCUCUGAUUUGAAAACAUGGUUAUGUGUAUGUUACAUUGAUGAUAAAUGAUUUGCAUCUCUUAUGUAAUGAACCAGAUAUUACAGUACAAAAAAGCCCAGUGAAAAUGGGUCCAGCCUUCAGUACAUGGGCAUUCCUGCUGGGUAAAGAAAUAAAUAAAUGCUUUUACUGAACUAUAAGAAUAUUGGGUUGGUGCAGUAGAAGCUAAAGUUGCCUGCUGUUAGUCUUACAAACUUCUCUUCCAAAUGUAUGCAGCUGGAACUGAGCAGAUCCUUAAUUUCUCAUCCAGAUGCCUUAUUCAUCAGGUGGUCAAGUUCAUUUACUUUUUUAAAAAAUUCUCAUUUGUGCUUCUUGAAAUAAAAGAUUCUGCCACCACUAGGUGCAAAAGCACUUGGCCACCCACUAUUUCCUGCUCUUUUGUAGGGGACAUUGAGACAUGGAGAUUUAGCAUGUCUGCAUAUCUGUUCAAUAGUAAUGUUCCUUUGAUUUUACUAUACUUGGGGUUUCACUCAAAUGAUUUACAGAUUUCAGCAUGGAGUGUGUAUGUAUAAGUGAGUGUGGUGUACUUGCAUGAUUCCAUAAUGGACCGAUGGAGCAUUGUUUCCCUUUGGCAGUGGAAGCAUAAAUUAGUCUUGUGCAGUUCCCAAUAUUGUGAGGGGUAGGAGGUACCUUCAUGCUGACCAGUUCUACCCUUUGACACAUUCAGUGGCAUCUGGGAACAUACUCACAUGGCAUAGUCUAUACAGUGCAAUACCUUAGGAUAUACAUAAUUUGAUUCUGGUUAGUGCACACUAAGGUCACAUAUGUGACAGUCUAUGAAAAUUUAACAAUAUCCUAUUGUAGGCUGCACUGAGGUAUGGGGCCACACAUCCCUGUGUAUGCAGAUGUUGUGGCUGGCUAUAUGUAGUUAAUCGUCAGGUUUCCUAAAUGGGACGGGUGCUCUUUCCCCAUUCUGUAUAUAUUAAAUCUAACGUGUAUACAGAUACUCAUGAGAUGUAAUUUAAUGACUAGGUUCAGAGCAGCACAGCAGAGACAUAGAAGUGCCCUGAACUACCGUUAGUUGUGAAGUUUUCUACCUGACCUUUCAUAAUUUGCAUCAUGAUAUCCUGACACACUGGGCAGAGAAGAGGCAACUUAGACUCUGGUCAAUAAGAUCUUAGUCUGUAAGUAAAUGGUGUCUCACCACUAUCCAGUGUGCAUUGUGUCCUUUGUUACUCCCCCCAUUAAUAUGGAUGAUAGAUGGAAAAUGCAUUGUGGCCAUCGUAGCUGUGGGAGAGAGAGAUGGGGUGGGGAAGGGUGAACACAGGAAAAAUGCAGCACUUAAUGUGGAAAUGAGCACUAGGUAGAUCAGCCAGGGUUCUGUGCCCCCCUACCUCUCUUGAAUUAUGUCCUCAUUAUUAGAGAAAGAAAUUUGACAACAUGCUAAAUCUCAUCUGGAUUAUCCUGACUUUGUGAGACAUUAUUAUUCCUACACUAAUAUUGUUAGUAAGUGUUCAGAGUUGCGUUGGUAGAUUAACUUUAGUGAGACAUUGAUCUGGCAAAUGUGAUGUGGGACUCUAAUUGCUACAGUUUUCCAUGCACUGAUUCCUCUUUACACCUAAGGUCAAGAAGUUGGAUGUGUAUUUCCUAAUAGUAUGCCAAGGGAAGCGUACCUCUUAAAGGAAUGGUGCUUAUUUAAAAACACAUGGAAUUAGUCUGUUAUUCAGGAACCAUAAAUAAAAGCCUGGCCAGGAUGUUUCUUUUCCUGCAUUUUACUAGGGAAAUGGGAAGUUAAAUGCUGGAUUGCUUGAAAUUUUUUUUUGGCAAACAUCUUUGGCAAACAUUAUAGGAUCUUUCUUGUACCAACUUAUAAGGCCCCCCUAGUGGAUAAAUGGACAUCAUACUGGAAAAAAAACAUAACUACUUUCUUUUUCUGUUUUCAUUCUCUCCAUGAACAGUGAAUUAUUGGAACAAAAAGAAAGAGAGCACAGUGAGCUUUUUUAAGCUCCUAGUAUUUUCCUCUUCCUUGCAAUAUCUAGUAAAGCUAACAUGAUAUAAGCACAGGAAAUUAGUACUGGUAAUUGCCAUUGGGGUUCUCUAAGUAAAAAGACUUUUUAAAAAUAUUGUCAAGUGAAGUUCAUCUGGUUAACUUCUAGAUGGGAAGCGAAAGUGGCCGAACAAAGCUUUGUUCAUACUACUGAGAAUGGUAAGUAAAUGCAGAAUGAAUUUCCAGUAUGACUGAAUUUAGAAGCUGCUUCUCAGAAUUCAGCUCCUUGAUGAGCUGUCCCUUUGCUCUGUCUUGUAUUUUGUUUGUUGCCCUUGUGUAAAUCAGGGCUGUGGAUAAAAACAGACUAGUAUCUACUUAACAUGUAGUGAAAGAUCACCUCCUGUAAAUCCAAAGAAGAUAUGAAAAUAAUGGAUUUCUAUUUAUUGGUAUAGUCUUCCUGGCUAUUAAUUAUAUUGUAAAAGAGUUUAGAUGUAAGACUACUUCCUAUUAUGGUCUUACUUUAACUCAACCCUCUGUUAUUUAAAAUAAAGAGAAUGUAAAGCUUUACAGAAUGGCAAUAUAAUUAUAUAUUUAAAAGCUUAAUAUAUAAGCAUGCGUGCAGCAAUAAAGAGUCUAUUUCAUUAGAUCUGCUUUUCCUGUGCCUCAUUAAUACUAAAAAUGAAUGUGGCAAGAGCCGCAUGUUACUUAUACUACAAGACUCAAACUUGAUGCCAUCUUCCACUAGACAGUAAUGGAUACUGAUGGCAUGCGUUUAAUUGCCAGAAGUUGCAUAAAAUACCCUUCUUGGUUACCAUUUAAAGAUUAUGGUGGCUUGGGCAAAUGCUUUAUAUACAUAACUUUGAUAUCACUUAAUUCCAUACUUACAACAAUGAUCAUGCAGUAAACAUAUCUAUAUAGUACUUGUAUCAUUUCAGUCUUUUGCCUCAUGAAUGCCCAUAUUCUAUAAUACUUGCUCCUGUGUGGUUAAAAAAAUUUUUUGUGUGAAAAAGUGAAAUCACAAAGCUUUAUCAUAUUUUCCUGGCUUUGUCAGGGAAAAGUAACGCUGAGGGAAAUUGAAAUAAGACUAGUAUUUUUCUUAGCUGAAUAUUUUGUCUCCAGCCCAGAAUUGAUGGGUAUAAUUAAUUCUAACUUCACCAAAGCUAUACAAGUUUGACUACUCCAAGGUUUGUCAGUAUAACAUUCUGGCUGCCUUACCAUUCACAACACUCCUAGGUAAUGACUUCAACCCUUCAAAACUCUCAAAAUCUUGUAAAAUAACCAAGUUUUGCAAGAUAUUUGGGUUUUCAGAUGUGAUCCAAGAUUCUGUAUUUUGCAUGUGUGUGUGUAGUGUCCACAAUCUUGAACAAAUUCAGAUGGUAGUGCCUACCAUCUGAAGUGGUGGUUGACCUGGAAUUAAUCUGUGAGAACAAUUUGCCUGUAGUCAAGCUAGGGACUUGAUUAUUCCUGGAAGUGGAGAACAAAUAAGAGAUCUUUGUCUAAUUUUCCCCCCACUUCUGAGUUAAAAUAACACUGGCAUAAAAAUUUGCUGACCCCCAUUGCCAGUCUCUAUCCUGCACAUAUGGCAUCCAUGGUAGGUUAUUGCUAGAUGAGUUUGUCUUGAUUUGUACAUGUGCCAAUCAUGAUAGCCAAAGUGCUUGGGUUUUUUUCCUCUGGCUUUGCUGCCGUCCCUUCCAGCAUGUCACCAGCCAGUGGGAAACACCUCCACCAAUCACGCAUUGCAGUAGGAAUGGAGAGGGACUUAGGGCUGAUCAAAACCCAGUGCUUUUUAAUCAAUUAUGUGCUCAUGCUUUCAUAUCCAAUGUGGGCAUUAAAAUAAUGUGAAAUAAAUAAAUGGGAGGUCACACAGAAGAGUGCAUGGGUGGAAAAGGGGAAGAUGGAGAAAAUGGUGGGAGGAUGAGAUCCUCAAAAAGAAGUGAGAAAAAUGGGGCUGAGAUCUCCUUGGUGGUUUAGUAUGUUUAUUAAAACAUGUAUAGCUUUGAUGCACUUAUCUCAAACAAAUGCAUUUGUUUGCAGUUUUGCCAGAUAUAUGCUAUUUGGUACAUUAUUUUAUAAAUGUAUACAUCAUCCACAUACAAACUUUUAAAACGUUUUAAAAAGUGUGAAUUUUGAAUGGUAUCUGAAGGCACUUCUACAUUGUGCUAUUUCUACUCCCAAUCCCUUUAAAACAUUCUGAAGCUUGCAGACGUUAGAAUCUAGAGAAUCAACAGGGAGCACCUUGAGAGUAGUAGUAGUCUGCCCUACCCCCAAGCUACUGUAGUACCUGAAGCAUCAAAAAUCCUCUUACACCCCACACAGUGCAGAGAAAGGUUUCUCUGCUAUUUCUAUUGUGUGGUUGCAUGGGGAAAAAAUCCCAGCAGAUGCUAUAAGGAGGUUGUUGCAAAGCCACCAAGCCAUCAUUAUUCUACUUAAAAGCCUAUUGGUAGCUAUGAUGAUUUUAAAAAAAAACAUGCUACCAAUUUUGCAGCUCCUUUUGUCAGUAGCUGUUGCUGUGGUGUGGCUGAAAAGGAAAGGCCUUCAGCUGGACACAGGAAAAGGGCACUGAAAAUUGCUGGAGAAGAAAUGGUUCUGGAGCAGCAAAAUCUCCCCCCAGUAAGGUGGUCCAGUGUGCCAGGAUGAAGCCAAAAGAUGCUUCAGGUACGGGAUCCAUGCUGCACCUGCCGGCACCUCCUUAGAGAAGCUGCUGCUUUUCCUGGGCCUGCAAGGGUCCCAGGAAAAUAGAGCUUUGAGUGAAGUAGGCGCUGACAGUGUGACAAGGUGCUUCAGAGCAGUGAAAAACAUUUUCUAACACAUUCUUAUUUAAAACAGUUGCCCAUUUGCAUGGACAGAUAUUGUCCCAUUUGUAUAAAAUCUGUUGCUAAUAUAGAGUUUUACCUGCUCUGAAGAGAAAGUUCUGUCUCCCCAAAGAAUGCAAUCUUGUAGCUGUUCUGGAGCAUAGGAGAAAGCAAGCCAGAAUCUAAAUGGAGGCAUAACAUAUGUAGACAUAAACAAUGGCCAGGUGCUUCCAACAUGAGACAGUUCCUAUUAGCACUGACAUUUAUACAAUUCGCAGAAGUCUAAAUCCACUCCUUCCUCAAAACAGUCAAUUAAAUACAAUAUUCUCUGCAUUUUCACAAUUGUGUUAUUAAUGUUGAAGAAUUAAGAACUUGAAGGAAAAAAAUUAUUUCACAAGGCAAAGAACAAAGACAAUUUUUCUUCUCUCAAACUCACCUUUUUCUGAUUCAGAAUGGCUCUUUGCAGUUAGAGGAAAUAUAGGAAGAAAUUGGUUUCUAAUUCUAAUAAUGUCCUUACCCCAUCCUCACUACCUAAUGGGUAUUUGAGAAAGUUCAAGCCUGCUAGAGAAGUGGAGAUGGGAAGGAAGGAAUUAUCCAAAGUGACAGCCAAAGGAUAUGCUCAGGAUAUGAGCCUUCAUCAUAAAACAACUUGGGCACUUAGCCACAAGGCUCAUAUACCUUAAUUGCAGGUCUGUGGACUACCAACUAUAAGGGGCAAAGUUUCUAUAUAAUUAGACCUAGAAAUCUGAAUCUAGGCACCCAAAAUAAGAGAAAAUGUCCACAAAGGAAAAAAAGGCCACAGCCUUUAACAGGACUACAAAGGUCAAGGAAUGAUUACCAAGAAGGAAAAGAGAUGCAGAGGCAGCUAACUAGGGGUGUCUGCAUGAACAUAGGUGCAUUUGGCCAGAAGUCCCAGCUGAAGUAUUGUCUCUGCAUGGACAGGCCGCAUGUGAAAGCUGUGUCAGUGCUUCUGGAGAAAGCUGUUGCACUUGGCAAAGCACCCCUUCAAACAUUUUGCAUGGUCUUACUAAACACAAAUCACAUUAUGGCUUAGGACAGAGUGUGAACCAGAACGUUGCACACUUAUGACCAUAUUCAUUCAAUCUCCUUGGCUACAAAACUUACUGAGCAUGCAAUUUCUUCUUUAGAGAUCAAUUAUAUUUAAAGCUUUUUCCUUAAAUGACUUUGGUCAACCUGUCACAUCCUUAUGCCCUCCAGAUAUUCAGCACUUCAAAUCUUACAAUAUGCAUCCUUUUGCUAUGCUGGCUGGGAAUGAUUAGAGUUGAAAUCCACACAGCUGAAGAGCAGUAGAAUGGGCAAAGCUAAUCUCACCUAGAGUUUGGGAAUUCUAUUAAUCAUUUCAAGAUACAUUGCAAAUGUAAUGACAGAAUCUAAUUUUCUAAUCUAUCAUCUCAUGAGAAGCUGGUUUGAAAAGCUGUGAGUUUCCAUAGCUGCAAAUGGAAAUGGUUCAGAUGAGCUGGGAAAUUAGAUUCUGUUCUGAGUCACAGAUCAUACUUAGCCAUGUUUUGUUUAAUUAGGUUAUUGAAUAAACCACAAUUGCCUGGAUUCACACAGCAUGCCAAACCAAAAAACAACUUCCAAAACUAAAAACCAACACAAAACAACCCAUCCUUCUCAGCUGGUUGUGUUUGCCUUUGAAUCCAUUGUUUGCAGUCCUUCACCACCAAUUAUAUGUUUGCCCUUCCUAACUGUCUUCUUGCCUGAGACCUAUCCCAACUGCAUUUUCCCCACCUUUCCUCCAUGACCUUUAAUACAAGGACUAUAACAAGUGAUGCUUUUUUAUCCCUUAAUGAUGUUCAGAUUGCUCUACUUGAGGCAAGUAUCUUCCUUGGUUUAAUGGCCUUGUUAUAGAGCACGUGUAUGGUUAUGGAAAUAAUCAGUUGCAAGGGUUUGUUUCUGACAGGUCCAUGGAUGGAGGAUGAAAAUAGUUUGCUUCUUGCAUCUUAAUUAUGAAAUGCUGACUCUGCAUUCUCAUUCUCUCCAGUACAGCUUGACAUUGAUGCAAAACACUCCGAUCAUCAUAAUAGCAAUGGCAUGGGUGUCCAAAGCAAUUAAGCCUUGCCUUCGUUACCAAAAUUCAUUUUAUGCAUUUUGUCUUGAAGGCUCUGAAUAAGAUGCGUAUGCUCUCUGAAGUAGCCCACGUCUUUUAAAGGCAACCUUAACACCACUGACAUAGGCUCCAGUAUACUGAUCCUGACAUAUAUUAUUGACUAAUUAGUGAUUACUAAUUUUCUACUCUGUGAUUGACAGCUAGGGAGAGCAGGCUGACUUUGAAUAAGCAACAGCGAAGUUUGUAAGUCUUCCAGACCAUGAAAGUACUGCUUGUGGGGUUACUGACAAGACCACAACUAUUCUGUUGUUCCUAAAACAUAAUUGGUUACAGGUGUUCCAGCUGUGGGGGAUAUUCUUCUUUCUCCUUCCCUUCCCUUCUUACAAGACUUUUUCAUACCUUUUCUCUCAGCUUGAAUAUUUAAAUACAUUUAAAAUAGACAUUUUAAAUGUGAUUGGCUAUUAAUCUGGACGGAUAGUAGCUGCAAGAGGAUCUUCUUGUACUGCUGAUCUAAAUAUAAAAUUGUUAAUGCAGAAAAGUGGCAAGAACUGACACCUAAAUAAGUGUUUUUUGAGCCUCAACAAGUGCUAGUUAUUUAUUAAUGCAGUGAAACAUGUGCAAGCAUGGGAUUUUAUGUUAGUAAAAGAGGUAUGGAGAAAAUUAAGCUAUAACGGGAUAGAACAAUUGAAUUAUUUUUUACAAACCUAUACAUAAAUAUUCUAAAGAUUUUAAAAUAUAGUAGAAUGGUCUGGAAAAAUGGAUUUUGAAUCCUUCUUUUGCCAUUAGUAUUUUGACUUCAGAUCAAUAAUUAUCUUUCAGUCCAACUUAUUUAAUUUCCUUUGGUAAUAAUUACAAAAAGAAAUACAGUACUCUUGUGUACCCUACAGCAGUGUUUCUCAAUCGUGGCAGCUUGAAGAUGUGUGGACUUCAACUGGAUAUAUGGCCAAGUAUCAAGUAAGGGGAGAUUCUACACAGUCACGUAGACUGUGUAUUUUCAUCUCAUUUGUUCUGAUCUGAAUGCAAGUCUUGUAGUUAUUAUGUAACUAAGCUACUUGAACUUGGUGAAACACUUAGACCUAUAAUCAAAAGGGGACUCAGCAGAUGCUGCUUUGUGCUAAAACAUGUAGCAGAAACUAAAUAAAAGGAUUCAAAAAUCCAUACAAUGGCAAUUCUUUCAUUAUAUUUUCAAAAAGGGAGGCAGGGGGAACAAUCAUUUAUGUUUAUCCUAACAGUCCUAAGAUCUCAACCUGUAUACCAUCUGUUAGGGCUCAAAUCUGAACAUUUGUGACUUACUACCUAUUUCUCCUGCAUUUUAUCUUCAAGCCAGGGCUAAAGGUAAUUUCUGUGGUGUCAACAUUAGGUAACAUAACUUUCCCCAUUCUUGCACUUUGUUUAAAAUAUAACCAGAGAAUUCAAAAGCUCAUUUGUUUGCUAUAAAGGCCCUGCCUCACUCAGGUUUUUCUUCUGAGGCUACGUGCUUAAUGCUACUUGUUCAAUUGUUUUGACUUAAACUGGUAUUCAGGAUUGGGAGCUGUAUCUGCAGGAAGUAUUUCCUUGGCCACUGAUUCCAGCUACUUUACAACACACCUACUAUGGGAUUUUUAAGGCAGACAGAUGUUCUCAUGAGGCCAUGUGGAAGGAAUUCAUGAGGAAACGUAGCCAAGUGGGAGUGACUGUUAUAUCACAGACCUUGGGAAAUGUUAGCUAGCUGCAUAUAUCUGUCAGCAGUCUCUUGGCAGUUCUGUAACACGCACCUCUCUCCCACCUAGCUCCUUUGAAAAGCCGAGAACCUAAAGCAUAAAACAUCAGCCACCCCUCUUCAUUGCCACCUUCUUGUAGGAGCCAGAGAGAUGGUGCUGCCUGGCUGCUGGAAGUCAGGCCCUUGCCUCUUGCUUGGGGGAUCACAGAGCAGUCCCAAGCUGCGCUGACAGACUCAACUGGUACGUGUAACAUGGCUACCAGUGCAACCCUUGACUGCAUGGAUGCUCUUUCUGUUACCAAUUCAUGUUAAGGUUGCAUCCCGGAAAAGCAAAUUAGAUUUCUUCACCCUGGCGAAAAAGGCUUUAAACACAUUUACACACCCAUACUUGCUUGCUCACAGUGAGUCCAGCAAAUACACUCUGGAUGUGAAAUGUUAUUAAGCCAGUGUUGUCCAA